This is a messenger RNA of Paraglomus occultum, 2514 nucleotides long. The record is from the annotation of a GenBank genome assembly. Lineage: Eukaryota; Fungi; Glomeromycota; Glomeromycetes; Paraglomerales; Paraglomeraceae.
AUGUCGAACCCGAUAAAACCCAUCACUUUUGUCCGUUCGAAGUCACUUGAAUUAGUGGAGUUGACUAGUAAUACUUCUGACAAGAAAAGCGGCGAUCAUGCAAGUGAGUUUUAUAGACACGUCAUAUCCCGUUCUUCUCAGCAAGAUAAGAUGAAAAAUCGUGGUAGAAAUCCGAAUAAUGUAAAUAGGAAACAGGAACCUCCUGUAAAUAAAGCUUGGUGCUCAGAUUGUGAAUUAUGGGUUGAUAUUGAACUGCUUGAAAAACAUAUUCACGGAACGGCUCACCUAAUAAGCACAAAGCACGAAACUCCUCUACCUGACCCUAUAGUAUUAAAUGAGAAUAAUCUUGGCUUUCGUAUGCUUCGGGAUCAAGGCUGGACGUAUGAAAAAGGUCUUGGUAUUGAAGAACAGGGGAAAAGGCAUCCGAUUUCAAUACGUAUAAAGAACGACAAAUUGGGUAUUGGAAUGAAACGCCAAAAACUAGAAAACGAAGAAUCAAAGAAAUUGGCAUUAUAUUUAUCUCGUCUCGAAAUAGCAAUCUUCGCUAUAAAGAUGCAAGAAUUGUCUACUGAUGAAGUUCCUCUACCUUCCUACAUCGAUAAGAGUACCAUCGAUAAAUUGAUCCAAGAAGGAAAUAAUGUAAUCAAUACACAGUUUACUAGUGGUAACGAGAUCAAUAUAGAAAACCAUCUUGAUAGAAAGACAACGACAGUACAGCGUCAAAACACCAGAGUAAACUUGCAAAUUCGCGGUACUCCAACAGUUAGCAGAGGUGAAUUUGAAUCAAAACUUUUGGGAACGCCCAACAAUGGGUUUGCAGAGAAAAUUCUAUGCGCAACCAUGUUUAGAAAACAAUACCUACUACUUGGAAACGAGCAUGGUUUGUUUACCAUAGACUUUUCUGUAAACUGGGACCUGAUAAAACCAAAGCAAAUUAUUCGUGGCUGUUCGUUCAAACAGUUGCACGUUCUAGAUGAUCAAGGAAUUCUAGUUGCAUUAGCCGGAAAAAAGCAACAAAUUCGUCUUUAUAACCUGCAAAGUUUAUUGCACCUAAUAAAACAUAUAUAUGCGUGUAAGAACGGUGGUGUUGUUGAUCUUUCAAAGACUGCUCCAAUCACAAAAAAGUUAUCUCGAAGAAAUGGGGUUCAUGAAUGCGAGAAUUGUGGUUAUAGAGAUGAGGACGAUAUGAAGGAUAAUACAGGAAUGACAGGUGUAGAUAAGCAUGUUUGCAAAAUGACCCGCCAGCAAGCUCUUGCUCAUGGGCCUCAUCCAUCUAUUUCGGAUUCAUCAAAACAACACGAACGCCGACUCUCGAACAUCACAUCCCAACUGACUGACUACAUUCAGAGUCACAUAAACGGAGUCUUCGACACCAUGGAUUUACAUACAGAAGAAUACGCUGUAGCUUAUGGUUAUGCGCGAGACUACACUAAGCUUGAUCAAAAUGAGAAUGUUGCUUCGUUUGUUAUCAAGGAGACCAGAAACUAUAUUUACUUAGUUUGUAUCCUUACGAAUAAUACAAUAGCACUACAUGAAAGUUCGACAAAUAACAAUUCCAAGGCUACAUUUGAAUUGAUAAAGACAUUUUGGGUUCCUGAGCAACCACGAUGGGUCAGUGUUCACACAGAUAUCUGGGUUAUUCGAAACAUAAUACUUCGUACUGGGAAGGAUAGACUUAUUGUAAUCGACGCGCACACUAGUCUAGUAUCAGAACCACCAAUGUUGAAACGUUUAAUUCCCCGCCACGAAGACAAUCCAGAAUGGUUGACGUUUAAUUCAAUUUCAUGGAAUAUGGACUUUCUAUUGGAUGAAGCAAACUGUUCACAAAGUUCGCCGUCAACUGUAUUGGCGUCACCAUCAGAAUCUGUAUCCCCAUCGAAAUCUCCUGCGAGUUUCCGGUCUAAGCAGAAAUGUCAUUCAAGGAAUAAUUCUCGCGUUGAUGUUGACGUUUCUGUAUCUUCCGAAGAUCAAAACUUUUCGGAAUCCGGCCUGCCACAAGACAACCGAAUUUCAAAAUGUCUAUCUGGAGCGAACGCAAUACAUAUAGAAUCAUACCUCGCCAGAGACAAAGCAGUCACUAUUCCACGGUCUAUUUCAGCAGAAGUUUUGUCACCGCCAUUGGCCAAUCAAUUGUUUCUUUGCACUAUUUCAAGGAUGUCACACAUCGUCAAUAUUCGAGCUGAGCCAUUUCACACAUACCGUCCUAUUCAAUGGUCAUCCCCACCAUCUACUAUAAUAUUGCUACCUAGUGUAAACGACAUUCUGGUCGUAUCCUUUCAAGUACAAACUAUUGAAGUAGGUUCAUUAAGACUAGGGAAGGUUGUUCGACAAGUAACCUGUGGCGUACCUGUUGAAUUCCUUGGAGAGUCAUCGUGUAAAGUAACAUCUACGAAAGAACAUAGACCAUCCACGAACAAUAAACAACGCGAGCCGUAUACUGUAAGAAAAUAUGUUUUCUGGUCCUGUCAAUUAGGAGAAGAAAUGUAUUUAUAUAAGGGUACAGUUGUGUUGUGA